AGAAGAGCAAGGCGGGCACAGAGCGUGACACACUGGCUGCUUGACCAGCUACUCACCCAAAUCGGAAGCAAAAUGUCCCUGAAGUUGCCAAGGAACUGGGAUUUCAACUUGAAAGUGGAGGCUGCAAAAAUAGGUAACAUGAGAUAUGACGUAGGAGGCUACAAAAGGCUGGAACGAAGCCCCAGCUGUGGCCAUAGCAGCUGAGACAACUGGACCCCAGGGGGAGCUGGGAAAUCAUGGAUCCAAUGCUCGGUCAAGGAGCAUGAUGACUGGGGAGCAGAUGGCGGCCUUUCACCCACCAACCAACUCCAACCCUCUGGAAAGGCCAAUUAAGAUGGGCUGGCUGAAGAAGCAGAGGUCCAUCGUGAAAAACUGGCAGCAGCGGUACUUUGUGUUGAGAGCUCAGCACCUCUGCUACUACAAGGACGAGGAGGACUCCAAGCCACAGGGCUACAUGUAUCUGCCAGGCAGUACAGUCAAAGAAAUCGCCACAAACCCCGAAGAGGCUGGGAAAUUCGUCUUUGAAGUUAUUCCAGCCUCAUGUGACCAGAACCGCAUGGGACAAGAUUCCUACGUCCUUAUGGCCAGUUCCCAGGUGGAGAUGGAGGAGUGGGUUAAGUUCCUCAGGAGAGUUGCUGGCACGCCCUCUGGAGCGGUGUUUGGCCAGCGCCUGGAUGAGACUGUGGCCUACGAGCAGAAGUUUGGCUUUCACCUGGUGCCCAUCUUGGUGGAGAAGUGUGCAGAGUUCAUCCUGGAGCACGGCGUGAGCGAAGAGGGCAUCUUCCGCCUGCCAGGGCAGGACAACCUCGUGAAGCAGCUGAGGGAUGCUUUCGAUGCGGGAGAGCGGCCAUCUUUUGACAGGGACACAGAUGUGCACACAGUGGCCUCGCUGCUAAAGCUCUACCUCCGAGACCUCCCAGAGCCUGUGGUUCCUUGGAGCCAGUAUGAAGGGUUCCUGCUCUGUGGGCAGCUCAUGAACGCCGAUGAGGCAAAGGCUCAGCAGGAGUUGGUGAAGCAGCUCUCCAUCCUUCCCCGUGACAACUACAGCCUCCUGAGCUACAUCUGCAGAUUUCUGCAUGAAAUCCAGCUGAACUGUGCUGUCAACAAGAUGAGCGUGGACAACCUGGCCACUGUGAUUGGAGUGAACCUCAUCAGGUCGAAGGUUGAAGACCCAGCUGUGAUCAUGAGAGGAACUCCCCAGAUCCAAAGGGUGAUGACCAUGAUGAUCAGAGACCACGAAGUCCUCUUUCCCAAGUCUAAGGAUGUGCCACUGUCACCCCCCGCCCAGAAGAGUGAUGCCAAGAAGGCUCCAGUGCCCCGAAGCUCUGUGGGAUGGGAUGCCACCGAAGACCCGCCUCUCUCCAGAGCCGACAGCUUCAGUAGCACAGCAAGCAGCCCUGAUGCCACCAGCCCCACUGGAUUGCAGCCAAGUGAACAGCAUCAGGAGGACGGUGGAAAAGCUCCCAGGGAAAACUCAGGAGACUGGAAGGUGCAGUCCCGGAAAAGGACUCAAACUCUACCCAACCGGAAGUGUUUCCUGACGUCCGCAUUCCAAGGCACCACUAGCAGCAAACUGGAAAUCUUUAAAAAUGAGUUCUGGUCUUCAUCUUCAGAGACCAAGGCGGGAGAAGGGCACAGGAGAACUAUGUCCCAAGACUUGCGCCACCUUUCCAAUGACCCUCGGACUUCUACCUAUGAUAAUGUCCCUGCCCCACCAGGGUCCCAAGGGAGCCCAACAGGUGCACUCUCUUCUCCGGCCUGUGACUCCAAGAGAGAGACUGUUGCCAGCACAGACUCUGAAAUGGAGUCUGGGAGGAAGACUUCUGGAGAGGAGGACCUUGACUCCUUGCAGAGGAUGGUCCAGCACCUACAAAAGGAGAUAGAAACCCAGAAGCAGAUGUAUGAGGAACAGAUUAAAAACCUGGAGAAGGAAAAUUACGACGUGUGGGCUAAGGUGGUGAGGCUCAACGAGGAGCUAGAGAGGGAGAGGAAGAAGUUCGCAGCUCUGGAAAUCAGCCUUCGGAAUGUGGAACGCUCCCGGGAGGACGUGGAGAGGAGGAACAAGGUCUUGGAAGAAGAAGUCAAGGAGUUUGUGAAAUCAAUGAAGGAGCCUAAGGCAAAGACUGACGCUUGAGGGUCUGAGGUGUGUGCUGGGAUGGUCAGUUCUGCUGUUUCCCGCGCUCCUGACGAGCAGGAAGCCGAUCACCUCCUCGGAUGGACAGGAUAUCUGAGGGGAAGAGACACAGAAGCUGGGGUGAGCAGGAGUGCCCCGGGACACUUGAAACCCUGUGCUCUACCCGAAGGAUUGCACUAUUGUGCUGCGGGAAGAGUGAAGGGGAAUCUUCCAGCGCGUGACAAGCUCCAAAGGAGAUAUUUGAGGUGUCUGACUUCUCAGACCUUCAGAUAGGGCUAGGCCAAAGCCUCAGUUCUGUUUUCUAUGUGGCUGACUUGCCUGGCCAGGCUCUGGUCAGCUCUGAGACAUGCUCAGAACAUGACACUUCGCUCUCAAGUGCUAACCAAGUGAGGACUGCAUGGAGAGGCUGGACUGUCAGAACCAGAAUCAAAACAAUAAAGUGUAUUUAUGUAAGCAAAA
Molecule: messenger RNA, 2593 nt
Organism: Meriones unguiculatus (Mongolian gerbil)
Lineage: Eukaryota; Metazoa; Chordata; Mammalia; Rodentia; Muridae
Gene: Arhgap25
Product: Rho GTPase activating protein 25
Exons: 12
Coding region: 263-2134 (623 amino acids)
Biological process (GO): negative regulation of small GTPase mediated signal transduction; actin filament organization; signal transduction
Cellular component (GO): phagocytic cup
Molecular function (GO): GTPase activator activity
Source: RefSeq, a predicted model, not a curated record